This is a messenger RNA of Pogonomyrmex barbatus (red harvester ant), 840 nucleotides long. RefSeq lists its product as uncharacterized. Gene Ontology annotation, biological process: regulation of mitochondrial transcription. Gene Ontology annotation, molecular function: RNA binding. NCBI's taxonomy places the organism in Eukaryota, Metazoa, Arthropoda, Insecta, Hymenoptera, Formicidae. Gene Ontology annotation, cellular component: mitochondrion. The record is from RefSeq and is a predicted model, not a curated record.
AGAUAUAUUAAUAUUAAUAACAUAUGGCGAAUCAAUCAAAAGUUGUUUCCUAGUGUCACACUGUGCUCUGUGUGUGCAAGUGAAACAACCUGUAUAUAGAUGCACAUGGAAAUCAAAGAUGUCAACUGAUUAUAAUUAAGAUUAUAAUUAAGGAAGCUAUUAUUUUUUUGUAAUCGAGGCAUUCGUGUUCCUAAUUGUUAAAUAGAUCUGAUACUAAAAGAAAUCGAUAUAUCAAAUAAUUUAUGUACAUUCACAAAAUGUUGACUCUAAAUAGCUUUUAACCUUGCUUUAAGGUUAUGUAGCAAAAAAUUUUAUUACACACUUAUUCUGUAUUAUUUAAUCGACAAAUAAAAUAUAUAUUUGGUUAAAUUACUAUGUUAUCCAGAGUGACAAUUAACAUUAUUAAAAGAUCGGUGUGCAGCAAUGUACGCACUUUUUACGGCACACGAGGUUUUUUAAAAUUAGAUCCUGGGAUGUGUAAUGAUGGUAUAAAGCUACAUAAUGUGCACAAUCUCUAUAAUCCGUACAUAGUAAAAAGAUUCAAAUCUAAAAAGAAAACCAAGAAUAAAGAGGCUAAAGAUGAGAAGUAUGAUGAAGAAAAUGAAGAAAAGAAUGAAGAAGAAAUCCCUCUAGGUUCAAAAUUGCUCAAGAUAAAGGUUACAUCUAUUCGAUUAGAUAGUCUUUCCAAAGCUGCAUUUGGAAUGAGUCGCAGUAAAAUAGAAGAGGCCUUCUAUGCCAGCAAAUUUCGCAUAAAUGGAAACAAAGUACUGAAAAAUCCAAAGAAGUAAAUAUAUUAUUUUGGUAAUGAAAUUACACACACACACACACACACACACACAC